CCUCGGACAACGCGGCGCUGGCCGGAGGCGCUCACUGGGCGGCGGGACGCGGACGGGAGCGCAACGAGCCAGCGCGGGUGCGGAGCGAGAGCCUUGGCGGGAGGCUCCCAGCAUGUUCCAGUGGAAGAAGACCGUCUACAAGAGUGUACUCCUGUCCUUUGCCCUGGUGGUUGCAAUGACUGUCUUGCAGAGGGGCAUGACUCCGACCCAGUUCUUCCAAGGCCAGCCAGCCAAAGACCUCCUCUUCCAAGAGCCGGUCAAAGCUCAGAAGAGGGACAAUGUCAUCUCCCUCGCCGACAAUUUCUGGAAGAAGGCGGGGCCCCUGGCCACCCCUGCUCAAGUGACCUCGAAGCAAGUGACGUCGUGGGACGUCACCACCAUCAACUGCACGGCCAACCUCAACUUCACGAAGGACGACUGGUUCAAAGGAUUGGAGCCCAACUUCCGGCAGUUUCUGCUCUACCGGCACUGUCGGUAUUUCCCCAUCCUCAUCAACCACCCGGAGAAAUGCAGCGGCGACAUCUACCUGCUGAUUGUGGUGAAGUCCAUCAUCACUCAACAUGACCGUCGGGAGGCCAUCCGCAGAACCUGGGGCCAAGAAAAGGAGGUGGAUGGCAAGAAGAUCCGGACCCUUUUCCUGCUGGGGAUCGCCUCGAAGGAAGAGGAGCGAGCCAAUUACCAAAAGCUUCUGGAGUACGAGAACCACAUCUAUGGGGACAUCUUACAGUGGGACUUCCUGGACAGCUUUUUCAACCUCACCCUCAAGGAAGUGCAUUUCCUUAAGUGGUUCCACAUCUACUGUGACAACGUUCGGUACGUCUUCAAAGGGGACGACGAUGUCUUCGUGAGCCCCGACAACAUUAUGGAGUUCCUGCAGGACCAGAAGGAAGCCGACCUGUUUGCGGGCGACGUCCUCUUCAAAGCCCGGCCCAUUCGGAAGAAGGAGAAUAAAUAUUAUAUCCCCAACGCCUUAUACAACAAGAGCCAUUACCCGCCCUACGCGGGCGGAGGCGGCUUUGUGAUGGACGGUCCCCUGGCCAAGAAGCUCCACAAGGUCUCGGAGAUGCUGGAGCUGUAUCCCAUUGACGACGUGUUCCUCGGGAUGUGCUUGGAGGUCCUUCAGGUGACGCCCGUGGCGCACGCCGGCUUCAAGACCUUCGGCAUUGUGAAAAACAAGAACAGCAAGAUGAACAAGGAGCCGUGUUUCUACCAGAACAUGCUGGUAGUCCAUAAACUCCUUCCUUUGGAACUGUUGGAAAUGUGGGAUUUGAUCCAUAGUAACUUAACGUGUUCCAGGAAGCUCCAGAUCCUUUAGCUGCCACCUUUCAUGGUCGGAGCAGGAAAACUGGUGGGGAAAGAGGUCCGGGUCACGUUCCCAGAACCCUCUUUCCCUAUGAUUGGGGAAGGGAGAGAAGGAGGCGCCAUGUGUUCGGAGCAGGAUGAUAGGGAGACAAAGUUUGGGAAGGUCUCCGUCUUUUUUAUUUUCUUACCCCCUUUGGGUUUUGUUUUGUUUUGUUGGAAGGGCGCCAAAGGGACUUUGACAAAGACGGACAGAAAUCCUCCAGGACCCUCUUCGGGGAGAGAAGAACCAGUGAAGAUUCUGCCGCCGGCUUCCUUAAAUGAAGGAUCGUUCGCGACCGCGAGCCG
Molecule: messenger RNA, 1647 nt
Organism: Pogona vitticeps (central bearded dragon)
Lineage: Eukaryota; Metazoa; Chordata; Lepidosauria; Squamata; Agamidae
Gene: B3GNT7
Product: UDP-GlcNAc:betaGal beta-1,3-N-acetylglucosaminyltransferase 7
Biological process (GO): protein O-linked glycosylation; poly-N-acetyllactosamine biosynthetic process
Cellular component (GO): Golgi membrane
Molecular function (GO): UDP-glycosyltransferase activity; hexosyltransferase activity
Source: RefSeq, a predicted model, not a curated record